GCUGCUGUCUUUAUGAGUCGGGCGGCGCGACCGGUGGCCGGUUCUCCCGCGAUUAAUUCUGAUAAAUACCGAGCCGCACGCAGGAAUACUGAUUUGCGUUGCGACCAGCACACAGCGGCGUGUUGUGCAUGCAGGCCUUGGCUCUGCAGCCCAGAUUAUUGUGCUGCUCAGCCAGCGCGAAGCAGCGAGUACGACAGGUGCGCGGCCUACACGCGUACUCGCAAACGCAACGACUGCGCGCUGCGAGCGUCCUUGCGCCGCGCGCUACUUGCCUCGCACACUGCUGUGGGCCUGCCACUCACUGGACAUCCACUGCACAGCAUCUCUACGCAGUACGCGCGCGCACGCCCGCAGUCAUCCUCGAACAACCAUGUUCGCGCGCGUCGCGGCACGCGUGAGCCGUGCGUGCGCCAUGAAUGACUCGCUCGUCGCGUCCGGCGCCGUCGACACGAAACUGAUGUGGCAAAUACCAAGACUUGCGCUGGCGCUGCAGUGCUCGAUCCCGCCGCUCGACGCGCCACGGUUCAAAGACUUUGACUACGCCGAAUUUGUCGAAGGUGCCGCGCACGCCUAUGCCGUUUUGAACGAGGUCGUCUAUCGGAAGCAGACUGAGGACGACGCCGAACUGCUCUCGAAGACGUGCACGCCUCAAAUAGCGCGCGUGCUCGCGCAUACGGCGAACGAGCUCCACGCUGGCGACGCGCCGAUGACGCUCGAGGCCUCGACCCUCGCACGGAGGAGUCUCCACGCUUGUGUUGCGGACGUUUUUGCGUCAGAGAGGGAGCGCGACUUGGAGCACACGCUACGAGGCUACGACGACGAGCUCCACGCCCUCGACGCGACGGAGCGGGAGAAGCGGAUCGGCGACAUCGCCACCGAGCUCUUCGAGCUGCGCAAAGCGCGCGAGGAGAGUCCAAGCUCGGAGGAGGAGGUCGUGUCGGCGGAGUUCGACGUAUUGUUCGAGAGCCACGAGAAGAUGGCGAUCGACAUCGCGGGCCAGAGCCUCGUGGUCGAGAAGAAGCAGCUCUCGACGUGGCGCUUCCUGUCGCCCCUCGACGAGCCCGAGUGGCGGGUCUGCAAGAUAUUCUAACUGUGUAACACAUCACUUAUGUACGCCACCGAUCGAU
Molecule: messenger RNA, 1127 nt
Organism: Pelagomonas calceolata
Lineage: Eukaryota; Pelagophyceae; Pelagomonadales; Pelagomonadaceae
Source: the annotation of a GenBank genome assembly